AUGAAACUCCUAACUCUCAAUUUCCUUACCUGCGCCGUGAAAGCGUGCAAAUCAACCAGCGCAUCGUUUCCUCUUCAUCCAAAAGAAUGCUCGCUAGUUAGUAACGAUAUACCUUUAAACACUGCUUUACUUCUCAAUAUUCUGCCGCGGAUUGAUUGGAAGGCGCUAUGUGUCAUUGCUUCUGAGCUCUCGUUCCCCGCCCUCCCUCCCACACCACCCACCCCCGAAACCCUCCAAGAAGACGAAAAAAUGAUGAAGGAACUCCAUACGCUUCUUUUGGAAACAGAAAUCGACGAAGGAAGUUUGGUCUGUGGGAAUUGUGGACAUGAGUAUCGUGUUAAGGAAGGGAUUGGAAAUUUCUUGUUGCCGGGACAUUUGGUUUAG
Botrytis porri is the source of this 384-nucleotide messenger RNA. RefSeq lists its product as uncharacterized. The coding region runs from base 1 to 384 and encodes 127 amino acids. Gene Ontology annotation, molecular function: protein heterodimerization activity. NCBI's taxonomy places the organism in Eukaryota, Fungi, Ascomycota, Leotiomycetes, Helotiales, Sclerotiniaceae. The transcript is spliced from 2 exons. The record is from RefSeq and is a predicted model, not a curated record. Gene Ontology annotation, biological process: peptidyl-glutamine methylation; rRNA (guanine-N7)-methylation; tRNA methylation.